Daucus carota subsp. sativus is the source of this 2147-nucleotide messenger RNA. Its product is annotated as calcium-dependent protein kinase 10. Gene Ontology annotation, molecular function: calcium/calmodulin-dependent protein kinase activity; calmodulin binding; calcium-dependent protein serine/threonine kinase activity. The coding region runs from base 121 to 1755 and encodes 544 amino acids. The transcript is spliced from 7 exons. Gene Ontology annotation, biological process: peptidyl-serine phosphorylation; protein autophosphorylation; intracellular signal transduction. NCBI's taxonomy places the organism in Eukaryota, Viridiplantae, Streptophyta, Magnoliopsida, Apiales, Apiaceae. Gene Ontology annotation, cellular component: plasma membrane; cytoplasm; nucleus. The record is from RefSeq and is a predicted model, not a curated record.
AGUUUCAUAUUUUCUUAAUUCAAGCAUGGUCUCUUCUUCAACUUCCCUCAACUCCUCAGCCACCACCAGCAACCACCUCUAAUAACUCCCCUGAAUCAGCACAUAAUCUCGGACACAAUCAUGGGGAACUGCGUGACAUGUAUAACCCCAGACACCAAAACACACCACAACACAACUCCAACUCCCAACACAACCAACAAAAAGGCCAAGAAACAGAACCCCUACUCCACUUCCCCUGCACUGAUCCGCGUCCUCAAGGACAUCUCCCCGGGCGGCUCUCGCUGGACCCGAGUCACCGAUAAGUACACGUUAGGCCACGAGCUCGGCCGCGGUGAGUUUGGCAUCACACACCUCUGCACAGACAGGGAAACCAGGGAGAAGCUAGCAUGCAAGUCCAUUUCCAAGAAAAAACUAAGAACAGCUAUAGAUGUCGAAGAUGUGCGCAGAGAAGUGGCGAUCAUGUCGAGUUUGCCAAUGCAUUCGAACAUUGUGAAGCUGAGGGCUACUUAUGAGGAUGGGGAGGCUGUGCAUUUGGUGAUGGAGCUGUGUGAGGGUGGGGAGCUGUUUGAUAGGAUUGUGGCUAGAGGGCAUUAUAGUGAGAGGGCUGCGGCUGCUGUGGCGAAGACGGUGGCGGAGGUGGUGAAGAUGUGUCAUGACAAUGGUGUCAUUCAUCGAGACUUGAAGCCUGAGAAUUUCUUGUUUGCUAAUAAGAAGGAGACUUCUCCUCUUAAGGCUAUUGAUUUUGGCCUCUCUGUCUUUUUUAAGCCUGGUGAGAAGUUUUCUGAGAUUGUCGGAAGUCCUUACUAUAUGGCCCCAGAAGUUUUGAGAAGAAAUUAUGGUCCAGAGGUUGAUGUAUGGAGUGCAGGAGUGAUACUUUAUAUUCUUCUGUGUGGGGUUCCUCCCUUUUGGGCAGAAACUGAACAAGGUGUUGCACUGGCUAUUUUGCGCGGCAACCUUGAUUUUAAGAGAGAACCUUGGCCUCAGAUUUCUGACAAUGCCAAGAGCCUUGUUCGACGGAUGCUAGAACCAGAUCCAAAAAAGCGUUUGACAGCUAAACAGGUUCUUGAACAUCCGUGGAUACAAAAUGCGAAGAAGGCUUCAAAUGUUCCAUUGGGAGAUAUAGUGAGAACACGACUCAAGCAGUUCUCCCUGAUGAACAGAUUCAAAAAGAAAGCUCUGAGGGUUAUUGCUGAACACUUAACUAUUGAAGAAGUAGAAGUAAUUAGAGACAUGUUCACCUUAAUGGACACGGACAAUGAUGGUAAAGUUACAUACGAGGAACUGAAGGCUGGACUGCGGAAAGUUGGCUCACAGCUGGCUGAACCGGAGAUAAGGAUGCUGAUGGAUGUGGCUGAUGUUGAUGGAAAUGGAGUACUGAAUUACGGAGAGUUUGUGGCUGUUACAAUCCACCUGCAGAGGAUGGAGAAUGACGAGCAUAUCCGCAGAGCAUUUACAUUUUUUGAUAAAGAUGCUAAUGGAUAUAUUGAGCUCGACGAGUUAAGAGAAGCCUUGGCUGAUGAAUCUGGUGAAACCGAUGAUAAUGUGCUCAAUGAAAUAAUGCGAGAGGUUGACACAGACAAGGAUGGAAAAAUUAGUUACGACGAGUUUGUUGCAAUGAUGAAAACCGGCACAGACUGGAGAAAGGCCUCUCGACAAUAUUCAAGAGAGAGAUUCCAGAGCUUAAGCGUGAACCUAAUGAAGGACGGAUCGCUGCAUCUGCAGGAUGCUAUAUCUGGCCAGACUUUUGUUGUUUAAUUCAAGACCUUCCGACAUUGUUUCAAUUAUGUUUAUUUUCUUUUUUUACCAAAUCCCUGAGGUUGCCAGAGCCGCAGUUCUAUCGAUUAUUUUCAUAUGUUGCCCUCUUCGCAGAUGUUGCCUGGAAGAAUGACUGAAUUUUCAGGCCUUUUUUGGCGUUGAAUGGAUAUAGUAGUAACUAGAUUUCUGCUGCACUGCAAGGAUAUGAAGCUUAGUUUAGAGUCAUGUCCUUAAUUGUAUAGUUUUCUGUUGUUAUUUUGUGCCUGUUAAUUAAUUUGCUUAUGUACUUGUGGCAUUUAUAUAAUCAUAUUUUUUAUUUUUGCCAACAACAUUCUGAAGAAAUUUGUAAUUUUGUUGAGGGGUACAAUAGUUGGGAGACUAAAUUCAACAAA